AGGCAAGUAGAGGCCGGAAGUCCCGCCCUCGGCCCCUCCGCUCCCUCCUGGGCGUGUCUCUCUCCUCAGAAAACUCUCCUCAGAAAAUGUCGGCGCUGCAACUGAACUUGGGGCCCGCGAAGGAGCCUUUGGGUUUCAUCAAGAUUCUGCAAUGGAUUUUCUCUAUCUUUGCCUUUGCUACUUGUGGAGGUUACAGUGGAAAAACAGCCAUUUUCCUCACCUGUCCUGCUAACAAAAACGAGACUUUGGAAGCUGAUUUUGCCUACCCUUUCAGGUUGCACAAGGCUACUUUUGAGCAUUUGGAUACAUCAAAAUGCAACACGACAUGGAACACGGUCCACCUGGUGGGAGACUUCUCCUCUUCAGCACAGUUUUUUGUCACCUUUGCAGUCUUGGUAUUCCUGUACUGCAUGGGUGCUUUGGUGCUGUAUUUGGGCUACCUGCAUUUAUAUCGCGGUGCUGGCAAACUACCAAUGAUUGACUUUGUUAUCACAGUGGUAAUUUCUUUCCUCUGGCUGGUGAGUACAUCAGCUUGGGCAAAGGCCCUCACAGACAUCAAAACGUCAACUGGCGAAAACCUGGUGUCCGAGAUUGAGGUUUGCAAAACCAACCCCCAAUUAUGUCACUUCAAAGAAAUACGAAGCCUGGGGUCUUUGAAUGUCUCAGUGGUCAUUGGUUUCCUCAACUUGAUCUUGUGGGCAGGAAAUGCUUGGUUUGUCUACAAGGAAACCAGUUUUCAUAGCCCUCCAGCAGCUUCUCCUCCAAACCCAACCAGCGUCUCAUCUCCUUCAGGGAUGUAAGGAGCACAGAAAGCCCCCUGGUAUGGAGCGUCAUCUUUCACCGCAGGAUGGUCACUGCAGCAGCCCUGCCCCACCCCACAUUUAUGCACUUGAUGUGUGGAAACAGAUGGGUUUCCUUUUUUAUCCUCCCCCCUCCCCUCCCUUUUUUGUUGCUCUAAUGCCUUGUAAGAGGAAAGAAUUGAGAUCUCCUCUCUGCUCUGUAUUCAUGCAAGAGGGCCGUUCUACUGUAUUGAAGCUUAUUCUGUGUAUUGAAAAGGCAAACAAGGGUUUCUUGAGUAAAAGUGUUACAGAACCAGAAACCUCCUGUGGCUGGCUUUGUCAGCUGGUGCAGGUCAAUCUACAUUUUGGAGCUGGAGCAGAGUUGCACGGUUAUGCAUGUGAUCCUGUUCACUCAGAAAGCAAACUCACUGAUUCAGUGGGUUUUCCUCCCAAAUAAAUGUGAUUAGGAUUGCAGCCUUGGUCUCACCCAGACAAGUGCCUUGUCUGGUUUGCAAUCAGGAAUUUUAUGUAAUGCUCACAGAUGAAUAAGUAACACUAUUCUCUGAUAUUCUGCUUGACACAUUCUGUGUAUUUGAAACUUAAUCAGAUCUUACAUAAUUCUAAGAAGAUGUAGAGAGGUUGAACGUCUUGUGCUAUACGUAGUCCAUACUGUGCUUGAUGUUGGUUAUAGCCAGGAGCUCUGGGAGUUUGUAUUGGAUGUAGACUCCCAACUACUUGAAUAGAAUGCUCACCUUCAGAUUAGCAUUCCUUAUAGAGACUGAUAGAAGCUGCUUCCACACAGCCAUUUAAUCCAAAGCAGAAGAUCCGCUGUACAUGUAGAGUGUUUAUACAGGAACUACAAAAAAGAAAAGAUGAAAAACAGUUAGUACAUCUGCUAUGGAUGUCCACAGAUUUUUGGCCUGCAUUUCCCAUCAGCCCUAGACAGAAUUCCCAGUGGGAAGGACCAUAGGAGUUAUAUUCCAAAAACAUAAGGAAAGGUGAUAUAUUUGAGCAUAAAGCUCACCUUCUCUCCUUGGCCCCAAGAUCGCAUUAAAUUCUAAUCCCUUUGGCCUUUUCUGCAAAUGGUCAUGCAAACUAACUGAACUUAUGCUUUCAGAUUAAUGCAUACAAAUGCACUUGAAAAGGUCACCAAAUAAGUGGUACCUUAUCUGAAAUGUUACAGAGCCUGGGAAGAAUCCUAGAAAUACUGGUAGAGUAACAUGUUUCUGCGGGGACUACAUCGUGCAACAUUCUCAGACCUCCUGAUUAUGACAAGCUGGCUCUAAAAUCAUUCAUGUUCUUUGAUUUGUGCAUGUGUAAUAGAUUUUGCACACUCUCAUUCUCUAGAAUUGGUUUUGAUUAUUUUAAAAGACGUAAUCAUAGCAGGCAUGCUUACAGAUGCCAAAACCAAAAGGCAGUCUCUGAAAAUCUGCACUGUCCUAAGAAAUUAAGUUAUAUCUUAUAUGGCUAGCGUUACUUUUUAUUAUCAGCACUAAAAAUAUCCUACACAAUUACACUUUUUUGCCAAAAUAUUCUGAAAAAGCGGCAAUGAAAAAGAGAUCAGAAUAAAACAAGCAUGUUGAGUAUGCCCAUAAAAACUGGUUGUUUUUUUUUUGUUUUUUUGCAUUAUUGUAAUUUAAAAUAUAUAUAAUUUAUUGUCAAAUCAACCAUGAGAAAAGCGAAUAUGCCAAUUUCUUUAGGUCAGUAUAGACAACUGUGGCUGUUUACAUCGUGGUUCAACUAUUUUUGAACUGUAGUUUCCAUACUUCCUGAAUAUCAGGACUGAUGUACAAGAAAAAUAUCUGGAAGAUAACAUUUGCUAACCCUUCCUAUGAGUGAUCUGUGUUAUAUUCCCUCCUCAUAUAUAAACUCUUGUUAUAGUUCAAGAAAGAAAGUUGGAGCUAUCUCCUAAACAGAAGUGUGAAAGUCAUUUUUGAUUAGGUGAAUAAUUUGAACGUUUUCUUUGCUGUUCUCAAGAGGCCUUUCAGAUUACCCAAUUAUGGCACUAUGAUUCUACUUUAACUGCUAUAGUGGCAUUCUAUGGAAUUAGCAAUUAGGAAGAAGAAUUUAGAAUUGCCAGCCAGAGAAUUCUGGUACCUCCCUAAACUACAAAAUUCCAUAGGAUGUAGUCAUUGUAAUGGAAUCAAAAGUGCUAAAAAAAUUAGUGUGAAAGGGUCUCAGGUUUGUUCUGUGAGUCAGGAAGUUUUCAGAGUGUGUGCAGCAGAUUUCCUCCCAUUGUCAUGUAUGCUAAGGAACUUCGAUAUGUUGCAGUGGAUUUUGGAUCACAUUCCUGAACAAACCCUUGGCUACUUCAGGGGCUUAUCAAGAUCUUUUGGGGGCUAACCAGUAACCUGUGUGCACUGAGAAUGCAGCCUGGAACAAGAGAUAUCACCACAUUUAUAACAUCUGUUUUGUUUCUAAUUAGAGCUAUAGCAUCCAUAACUUGCAGUCAGGGCUUAUGAGAAUGGAACCAGAUCUGGAAGAACUAAAAUAAAUUCCUUUUAUUCUACAUGUGCAAGUCCCAGGGAGGUCAAAUAUUAAGGGGGGGGGGGCAGGGGAACUAUAGUUUCCAUGUUGGCUGGAGGAUUCUGAGUGUCAUUUUCCAAAGCACUGCUGUAGGUCAGAGAUUCUCAGCAGACUCUGAAACAAGCAUGCCUUUUGUUGUUCCUUUUAUUAUUAUUUCUUAAAGAACCAGAAACCCUUACACAGGAACCAGUAAUCUACUGCUAAAACUCAAAUUGCUUGCCACCCAUUCCUCUCAUAUUAACAUAAUGGACAGAAGAAAAUCUGUCAUUGUCAGGAAAACUUAUUUGCUUUGAGAGAUUUCCUAAACACUCCCAAAGCUUUGCAAAACUUCUGUUUGCUUCAAAAGACUGGUUAAAAUACUGUGGGGGGGGGGGGGGCAAAUGGUGGAAGGUGUGUUGCUUUUGGUUUUGGAAUGUAGUUUUUAAUUGACUUGCUUUUAUAUACUUGCAGAAUAUAAUUUUUUUGUAGGAAAACAUACCAAACCUGAAUGCAUGUUUGAUGUCUAGAAUCCUUUUUUUUUUUUUUUGUUCCAGUGGAGUAGACCCUUUGAAAUCAAUGGAAAUUUAGACAGUGAUCAACAAGUUUCAUUCAUUCCAAUAGAAAUAUAAUAGAAGGACUAAAACAGAUUUAACCUUUAGUUCACAGUUUACAUUAUAUUUUUGGCUUCUGUAAUUCUACAUACUUUUCUCCGCUGUGAAUUAAACCAAUCUUCCCCCACACAUUUUUUAGAUAAAGAUCUUAUGUAAAUAUCUCUGUUGGUGAUCUUUUCCAGAAAACCUUAUAUUAUGGUCUGACUAUAUAGAAACACACACAUAAAUGUAAAAGUACAGAUAUUAUCUGAGAGUUAAUACCUUUAUAAAAAAUAAGUGAAUAUAAAGGAGAAUAAUUAUUACACCGCCAUCAAACCAGUAGUGCCAUAUGUUAUUCCCAAAUGUACUGUAUUGCUUCAAAAAGGAAUAAAAAUUGACAAUUUCCUAAUAAAUUGUCACAUAUUGAUUCCAGAUUAAGCAUUGUGUCCCAGAUCUUAUAUGAACCGAUCUAAUAAAGUAGUCAUUUCCCCCCUAAUGUGUAGCCUAUCGAUGCUAUUAGUAUUUUGUAAUCUUGCUGUACUGCAGCACAAAUACUAGUCAGGUUUGAAUUGAAUUUGUUGACUGCUUGCAAAAAACCCCCCAGUUAUUCAGAAAGAUACCCAGUUUUAUACACUUAAAGCGUUCAUCUCAGCUUAAACAUUACUAGUCCAGAAGUACAAGCAGUACCAACCACAUGAUACUUCACUGAGCACUUCGUUCAUAAAUUUCUAAGAGGAAGCUAUCUAUUUUUUUCUAGUGUGUGUUAUAUGCUUCAAAUAAGUUGAACUAACAAUUGAUCCAUAACACUAAGCACCUUGUGUAAAGUUGAAAGAAAGCCUUAAUAUUCUCCAUUAUUUUAAAGCUUUAACCUCAACAUGUUCUGAAAUCUGCAUGGUGCUUAGUGCUAAAGAAUGCAGAAUGUGACCUCAGAGACAGACUCUUAAGUAUCUCAGCCUUAAUUUCAAACAUACAAGCUUCUAUUCCUCCUCACUGUCAUGCUGCUUUCCUGCUUGCUGCUUACUCCAGGAGUAUAAGUGAAAUGCAUGGCUGAAUACAAGCAAGUAUGCCUUACAAAGAUGCUUCUUAGAGCUCUGUGAAUCAUUCAGGCUUCUCCAGUUUCAUGUUUUGAAUAAUACUUCCCUGCUUUCUCUCAGGGCUGAAUUAAAGCCACUUUGGGGGCUAUCUCAAUCCAUACAGCCUACUCAGUCCACCAUUAUCUGGAAUGCAUGUGCAAGUAAAAAUUUCCCAGAUGGAGACAGCAAGCAAAUUAUUUCCCUUUUCUUAGAUUUUUUAAAAAAACAACCUUGAUCUAUAAGCAUUUAUAGCGGAGCUUUCCAAACUGUGUGUUGUGAUAUGUUAGUGUGUCACAUGAAUGCAACAAGAAAGACACAAAUCUUGGAAAUGUAUGGUAUUAUCUUACAAAUCAUAUACUUUAGAAAAUAUAAAGGAAAGAUUUUCACGAGAUAUGUAGUGUCUUCAUACAUUUUGUUAUUACAAUUUAUGUAUGUAUUUGUAUUGCUUAUGAGGAGUUGGUUUAACUUCCGAUUUGUUAGUAAAACUAAAUUACUGAGUCACGAAAUGAUGUGUGUCUAAAAAGCAUGUCACCAACAUAUGUUUGGAAAGCUCUGUUUUGUAGAAUUGACUUUCUCACACAAAUGUCUCAGGUAAAAGUAGAAGGGAUGUUUAACUGUUGGUCCUCCGAAUAAUUUUGGACUGUGACUGUACUAUCUCUUACCAUCAAUCAUGCUGGAUAGAAGCACUUAUAGAUACUGUAAUCCAAAAUGAGAAUACUCAUGCUUUCGCAUUCUGGGUAGAGCCUGAUAAUGGUGCAUGGAUUCCCGAUAUUCUUCCAGGCUCCAUUUUUAGGACUGGCAGUAUGACAUUCCAGAUGUGGGAACUGAUCCUUAGAUAAAGAAAUCACUUGGCUUUUUUGAAUGAACUAGAGGAUAACAUGUGGCAUUCUACAGAUGUUACACAUCCCUCACAUUUCCACAGUUUUUUUGAUAGGGGUGACAAAAAACAGUGUGGGAGGAAACUAAAAUACCAUAUAUUUCCCUGAUUGUAAGGUGUACUAUUUUCCUGUUUUUAGGGGCUCCAAAAAUGGGAUGCACCUUAAAAUCGAUGAUGCAUUCGAUUUUUAGAUUUCUUUUCUUUUUACAUUGUCUUUCCUUCAAAAAAGGAGAAGGAAGGGCCCCAGACCCCAAAUUGCUCCAGUUUUAGGGUUUUUUAAAAUAUUGUUUUAUCUCUGAGAGAGGAGGAAGGCUCCAAGCCCCAACAUCUCAGCCAGCCUUCACCAUUUUGCAUCUUUCAUUCAGUGGUGCCAUAGAUUUAAUGAAAUUCGGUGAUUCUCUUCCACCUACUUAGCUUCACAUAUGUGCAUUUAGUCUGGAGGACCUAAGAGAUGGCUGUAUGGAUUGAGAGAAAUAAAGUGGUCAUGUAGGUAACCCCCUCAAAUCCAUCUUGAGCUCUUGUAUAGACAUUUAAACACUGGAAGCUUUUAAAGCUGAAAAACUAUGCAAAUGUUUGCAAAUAAUGCUUUUGAAUUUCUUAUUAAAGCAGAAUGCAAGAAUGUUUUGAGGGUGGGGCGUGGUGUUGAAAUAGAAAUAUAGCUAAUGUUUUCUCUCCUGAAAUUAUAUAUUAACAUGACACCUCACUAUUUGCUUACUUGUGAUAUUAGAUCUCUCCUAAAUCAUUCCCUUCCCAUAGUUAGCGUAAGGAAAUGCACUUUUUUUCUUUUUAAGAAAAUUGGCUGUCUCAUCUAAACCAUUGAUCAGUGAGCUUCAUAUGCAAGUAUGGAAUUUUAUUCCUGUGGUAUAUCCACACUCCAUUAUUACAGCAGUUUGAUACCACUUUAAUUGCAACAGCUCCAUCCCAUGGGAUAUAGGAAUUUCUGAUCUGGUGAGGAUUUAUUAAAGUGGCAUCCAAGUGUUAUAAUUGUGCAAUGUGAAUACACCACUAAUCAACUGUGCCCAUUGGAAUGAGAAGUGGAAACCAUCUUUUACUUUUUAAAAAUUUGUUUUGCUAAAUUUUGUGCUUUUUUUGAUAUGUGAAGAGAUGGCGUCCAGAUUCAUUUUGUAACAAAAGUAGUCUUACAUGCAAAAUUUGUCCCCUCUCCCUCCCCAUUAGAACUGUUUGCGAAACAUGUAUAUGUUCUGUACACAGUCAGUGUAAUAAAAAUAUUUGCUCACUAAA
This is a messenger RNA of Anolis carolinensis (green anole), 7066 nucleotides long. Its product is annotated as synaptophysin-like protein 1. The record is from RefSeq and is a predicted model, not a curated record. The coding region runs from base 87 to 800 and encodes 237 amino acids. The transcript has 5 exons. NCBI's taxonomy places the organism in Eukaryota, Metazoa, Chordata, Lepidosauria, Squamata, Anolidae. Gene Ontology annotation, cellular component: synaptic vesicle; synaptic vesicle membrane.